Akanthomyces muscarius is the source of this 267-nucleotide messenger RNA. RefSeq lists its product as uncharacterized. The record is from RefSeq and is a predicted model, not a curated record. The transcript is spliced from 3 exons. NCBI's taxonomy places the organism in Eukaryota, Fungi, Ascomycota, Sordariomycetes, Hypocreales, Cordycipitaceae. The coding region runs from base 1 to 267 and encodes 88 amino acids.
AUGAAUGGGAACUGGAAACAGAUAUGGGUGGAAUAUCUGAGGCGAUGGAACUCUGCGUCGCUGCGAGGCAUGGAAAAGCAGGCCUGCGGGGAGCGAGAGCAAUCCGACGGCAGUUGGCAGGAGGAGAGUGCGCGUGGGGAGCCAUUGGCAGCCCCAGCCUGCUGUCAAAUCUUCGGCGAGCCGUGGCUCAGCUGUGGCUUUGCUGACACCCCUGUCUUCUCUGAACCCCGGCCAAAAAAACGGCAAGAAUUUCGUCCAUUUCAUUAA